CUAUUUCUUUCUCUUCAUAAUAAAAUCAAAUUCUCACUCUUCUCUUCUUUCUUAAUAUUUCUCUCAUUGUUGGGUUGUAUGCAUGGAGAGAAUGGACGGUCAUGAUCAUCAUCACCAUCAUGAUCAAGAUCAUGAUCAUGAUCAUGAAGAAGUAGUAGUAGGGUUUCAUCACUCCACUACUACAAUAUCGUCCUAUCCAUGCGCAUACUACGUCCAAAGCCCUUCCACCGUCUCCCACGCUAACAGCGCAACAGACGGCCUCCUUCGCAACAACACAACCCUAAGUAGCACCGCUGAUCAGGACUACUUUUCCUCAUCCAACGGUCACCACAAAAAAAUUUCUUAUGAUGCUCGCAGCCAUGAAACUGCUGCGAGCAUCGAUCAUCACCAUCAGAAGUAUAGUAAUAGUGUUGAUGAGAAUCGUCGUCUCAUCAUCAGUAAUACUACUCUUAAUGGUGAUCAUCAUUGUGGGAGUGAAGAUGAAGACGAUGAUUACGAAUAUUAUUAUGGUGAGAAAAGAGGGUGGUGGAAGAAGUAUUGUUCUUAUAGGGAUUCAGAUUCAAGUUGUUGGAUUUGUAUUCAGAUAAGUUGGAGAUUUUUGGUUAGUUUGUGUGUUGCUUUGCUUGUUUUCUAUAUUGCUUCAAGACCACCUCCACCUAAGCUUUCUAUUCAGAUAGGAAGAGUUGGAGUGUUUGGGCUUGGUGAAGGAGUGGAUAGCUCAGGAGUUACAACUAAGAUCCUCACUUGCAAUUGUUCCCUAAAUCUCAUCAUAGACAACAAGUCUAGACUCUUUGGCCUCCAUAUUCAUCCUCCAAUGAUCGACAUGUCGUUCGAGCGCCUCACGUUCGCGUUAGCUCAUGGCCCAAAGAUGUAUGCGGAGACUGGUUGGACAAGUUUUCCAUUGUACAUUGGAACAAAGAACAAGCCAUUGUAUGGGGCUGGAAGAGACAUGGAAGACAUGUUGGAGUCUAGCCAUGGCAUGCCAUUGUUGAUUAGAAUGAAGCUUAGUUCUUCCUUUAAAGUCAUUCCAAGGCUUAUUCACCCAAAAUACCAUCACCAGGCCCAUUGUUUGUUAAUACUUCGGAGGCCCAAUGAGAAGGCCCACCGAACCCACUUGUACAAUUCUACUUGUACCGUUAAUACAUUAUAAUUUUGUAAAAUACCAUUUUCUUUAUAAUUCUCUACAAAAAUUAAUAACAUAUAUUUGUAGAGAAUUAUAAAAAUAAAUAACUAUUUUACAAAA
Molecule: messenger RNA, 1243 nt
Organism: Cannabis sativa
Lineage: Eukaryota; Viridiplantae; Streptophyta; Magnoliopsida; Rosales; Cannabaceae
Exons: 3
Coding region: 83-1150 (355 amino acids)
Source: RefSeq, a predicted model, not a curated record